Messenger RNA from Myotis daubentonii (Daubenton's bat), 1517 nucleotides. RefSeq names its product intercellular adhesion molecule 2 (gene ICAM2). Gene Ontology annotation, biological process: cell-cell adhesion. Gene Ontology annotation, molecular function: integrin binding. The record is from RefSeq and is a predicted model, not a curated record. NCBI's taxonomy places the organism in Eukaryota, Metazoa, Chordata, Mammalia, Chiroptera, Vespertilionidae. Gene Ontology annotation, cellular component: plasma membrane.
GGGAAGAUGGGAAAGUCCUGGAGAUGGGUGGUGGUGACGGUGGCACAGCGUGCGAUAGUACUGAAUGCCUCAGAACCGUACACCAGAAAAGGUUAACGUGCUGACAUCGUUGGCUGUGUGUGUUUUAACCACCAUUUUGUUUUUUUCCAGCGGGGGGAGCGGACGGAAAGCGAUGAGAAUCAGGCACAGGAAGCACGUGACUUCUGGGUAGAAGGAAGGAAGAAACCUGAAUUAAUCCGUCAGACCCCAAGACACCAGGGCACCCAGCGGCAGCAUCUCAUGUAGCUUCCACCUCUCGGGGUGUACUGGACCCCUGGCCACCACUCCUUCCCAUCACUCACUCCAUCCAGCAGAUGACAGGCCAGCUGGCCCCUGAGCCUCCUGGCCACAGCUGGAGCAAGAAGGCUGGAAGUGUCAGGACCAAAAGCCUCCUGGCAAGACCCUCCCCACCAUCGGACUCCCCCUCACCUGCUCACUGCGUCUGAGGAUCCUGCAACAGGCCCCCUCAGCUGCCAGCCCGUGGAUGCCAUUUGAGAUGUCCCCUUUCUGUUGCUGGGGCCUGCCCGCAGCUCUUCUUGCUGUGCUCUUCUGCCCAGGGUCUGGCGAGGAGGCGUUCGAGGUCUACGUGUCGCCAGAGCAGCUGGUGGUGAAGCACGGAGGGUCCUCUGAGAUCAACUGCAGCACCAGCUGUCUGCAGCCCACCAUCAGCGGUUUGGAGACCACCCUAAGCAAGACUCUGCUGGACAAGCAGCCUCAGUGGGAGCUCUACGAGGUCUUCAACGUCUCCACGGACACGGUCGUAUAUUGCCACUUCACCUGCUCCGGGAGGCAGGUGCAGAGGAAUGCCAGCAUCACCAUGUUCUACCCCCCAGAGCAAGUGCUGCUGAAGCUGCAGCCCACUUGGGUGACUGUGGGCAAAGUCUUCACCAUGGAGUGCAGGGUGCCGGCGGUGGCACCCCUUGAGAACCUCACCCUCACCUUGUUCCGUGGCCAGGAGCCCCUGCACAUGCAGAGAUUUGAGGGGGAAACAGCUGCCCCCCAAGAAGCCAUGAUCACACACAACAGCACGGCUCACAAGGAAGACGGUCGCCACAACUUCUCCUGCCGGGCUGAGCUGGACCUGCAACCUCGUGGUGGGGGUUUGAUCCAAAGAACCUCAGAGCCUCAGGUGCUUGAGAUCCAUGAGCCCAUGCCGGACAACCAGAUGGUCAUCAUCAUCGCCGUCGUGUCGGUGCUGCUGCUGCUGUUUGUGGCGUCCGUCCUGCUGUGCUUUGUCUUCGGCCAGCAGUGGCACCAGAGGCGGAGAGGCAAUUACGGGGUACAAGCCGCGUGGAGGAGGCUGAGACGCUCCUACCGGGCAUAGCCUGCGUGGGGUCGUGGCCCCGGCCCCGGCAGCCACUGGAACUCAGUGUGGCUCUCAGCGAUGUGGCCCGGCCACGGCAGGAGGACAGUGACAAGCCGCAGAGGACCUGGGGGACGUUUCCUUUUCUAGUCUGAAUACAAACGCCUGGACCUAA